GUAAACUCCUAUGAGAGUUAAUUUUAAUAUAAAAUGACCUCUAACGUAUCACCAAGUAGAUCAAAUAUAAUUUCUUCAUCUCAUCCAAGUAAAGGUUCUUUAACAGAUCGACCAAGUAGUUGUUCAAAUAAAAGUUUAGUGCACAAUAAAUCGUGUCCCAUUCAUUCAAGACCUUUAUCAUCGUAUAAAACAAUUGGACAAUGUCAUGACAAAAUUGAAGAACUAGAAAAGCAAAAUGUUCGCCUUAGUUCAAAGGUAGGUAUAUUAAAAUGUAUAAAUAUAAUUAUAUUUUAAACCAUAUAAAAAAGGUAUUUGAAAAUAUUUAUUGAAUAUUGCUAUCCUAGAUUAAAGUUUUGAAAUAUCAAUUGAAAACAUCAUCUAGUUUGUAUAAUAAUAUUCACCAGAGACCAGAAAAACCUUUAUCAAGACAUUCCCAGAGGUUUGUAAAAUAAUAAAUAAUGAUUCUCAAUAAAUAUCUAAUUUAUUUAUGAUAGGUCAACUCCAAUAAAAUUACAGAAAAUUUCUAGAUUAUCAAGAGUAGAUUUUGAUGUGAAUGAUAAGGCUGUUAAACUUCCUGAAAGAGUGAAUAUUUUUUUGCCAGUGGAAAUAAACUGAUUAAAAUAUAUUAAUUAUUUACAACAUAUUAUGUAUUUUAGAAAUUUGAAAGCACUGAGUCAUUUGACAGUGAGAGUAGCUUGGUGGAAAAUAAAAGUAAAUUUAAAGAGAAUAUCGAGUUAAUUCAAUCUCACAGAGUUAUCAAAAGUAUGGAAAUUCAAAUAGAAACUUUACAAGCACAGUGUCAAGCUUUUGAACAAAAUUUAAUUAUUGUUAAUGAAUUGUUACAAAAAGAAAAUAAAGAACAAGGUAUGCUAUUGUAUUAAAAUAAAUAAAUGUAAUUUUUUUAAAUAUAAAAAUUGUAUAAUCAGACAAGUUAAAAGAGGAAUUAGUUAAUGAAAGACAUAUAUUAAGUGAAUUGAAACCAAAAUACAAUGCUUUUAAAGAGACAAAUAAAGCAUUAGAGGAACAAAUUCGUGAUUUACAAGUAAUUUAAAUCCAAAUAGAAAAAAAAAUAUUGUUUAAUAUAAUUAAAAUUAAAUACAUUUACUAAAACAUUUAAUAUUUUUUUAUUUAGAAUGAAAAAUUAUCGCUUAGAGAACACAACCAGAAACUUCUUCAACUUACUUCCAAACCUCAACAUCAAAAUAAUGGGCUAAAGGUGAUUCAUCAAAUGAGUAUACAACACAAGUUUACACAAUAUCACAAAAAGCACCUAACAAUUUUUUUCUAUAAUAAGGGAAUGGAAAAUAUUGUGAUAAAAUAAUUAAAAUAUGUGUAUAUUUUUUUUUUAUUGAAAUAUGUAAAACAAAAACAAAGAGCUGAUAUUGUUGUAGGUGGAAAGUUGGAAAGGUAGGAUACAUACAAUUAUUUCAUUUAUAAUUGUAAGCAAUGAUAAACCAUUGCUAACAAAAUACAAUUCUGAGUGAAGUUCGGUUAUGCAUCUUUUAAAAUGCUGUAAUAUUUAAGGGGGCUCAACUUCUUCUGAAAGUUCUGGAAUGUAAAAACCCAGAACAUAUACUUCCAGAAAGUAAAUGCCUGGACCGUAUAAUUCCGGAAUCAUAAUAUUACAGAAAAAAGCAUUGGUUUCCAAAUUUAGUUUUAAAUUUUAUUUUUUGCUGUCUGUAAAGAAAUUUUCAAUCAAAAAACUUGCUCCACUCGAAAAAAGACGAGACAUCUUUUUUUUUUUUAUAGAGAAUAUUUAGUUCAUGUAUUGAAGAUAUAAUUUUUUAUUUUCUUAAUUGUAUAAUUUAUGUUAUUUUGUUAUUACACUGAUUAGCAUCCAAUAAUUUAACACUAAUUAUAAUGUUACUAUUGGCUAUUCCUUAAUACAUAUAAAGUCUGAUAUUACAUACUACUUACUUCAUAAAAGAAAAAUUAAAAUAAUUCAAUAUGGAAUAAUAGUUAAAAAUAAAUGCUGAGAAAAUUAUUAAAAUCCAAUAAAAUCUAGACAUUUACAAGACUGUUUUUCAAAAAUCUCUAAAGGUACAUAUUCAGUAUAUUUUACUCCAUUGCUCCAUAAACUUUCCCCGUUUCUCGAGUUUUUCUUCAUUGUUUUGAAAACUUAAGAAAGUCGAACCUUAUGCACCAACUAGAUCUAAAAUGCUACAAAAAAGCUCUUUUUUUUUUUGUUGAGUCGAAAGUAAUUUUUGUUUACACAAGAAAAAAAUAAAUAUUUUUUUUUUAAAUUUUUUAAUUAAUUAAUUAAUAAUAAUUCUAAUUUGAGAUUCAUUGUUUUUAAAAAAUUUUCCGGAAAUAUACGUUCCGUAAUAUUACGAUCUUAGUUUUUACUUACUGGAUUAUAAUGGUUUCCGGGAUUGUACAUUCCAGAUUAUUAUGGUACAAACAUUUCAGAUUUCAGAAUUUUUACGUUCUGGAUAAUUACACAUCACCAUAUUUAAGAUUUCCGUAAGAUUUGAUUUAAAAAAGAUUAUAACAAAAACCUACCAUAUUAAGUUUAACUUUUAUUUGACCACUAAGUAGGUAUAGCUUAAAAUUAAUCUUCUGUUAAUUGUUCAAUCAUAUCUAUUCGAUAAAGAAAUUUUGUUCACAUACCCAGUACUUACCAAAUAAAAACGAAACUCAAAAAUAUAAAAUAUUUGUAAAUAGGUCAACAUUUGUUCCACCUUAUGAAUAGGCCAAUAUAAGUGUUUUGUGAAAAUUUUAGAUAUAUAUGAUUAUUUCAAUUGAAGCAAGAUUUCUGGUAGAAAAUAGAAAUCUCAACAAUAUAAAAUAAUGAAAUUGGUAAUGACACUAUGUGCCAUAAAUAUUUGUCCGUUUUUCUGUAAUAAAGAAAGCCCUUUAAAAAAUCAAAAGUUACCUCUAAUGAACCAGCUAGAUCCAUAAUGUAACAAAUAAAAUUUUUUGAUUGGGAUAAUUUUCUGUUUAGAUAAGUUAUAUACAGAGAGAAAAAAAAAUACAUCACAGUAAAACUAUCACAUUCCUCACUAAACUCAAAAUCUAAAAAUUAAAAUGUCACAACAUUGUAACAUAAAAAAAAAAUAACAGGAAUAUGAAUUCUUGCCUAUUCUCUGUUAACAUUUAUCAAAUUUGUAUUAUAAUGUAUAUUUAUAAUAAUUUUAAUUGAAGCUGCAUAAUUUAUACCAUAAAUGAUAUCAUAAUCAUAAAAAAGAAUUUUAGAGUAAUAUACAAAAUCAUUUUUUUUUUAUCAUAAACUAGCAAUUUUUUCAGAGGGUUUUAUAUGAAUUUAAUUUAUAAUUUUUGUAAUCAUUAUGGAAUCGUUUCAGCUUUAUUUUAAUACUAUUUGUAAGUUUUUACCGCUUUUCCAUAUACAUUAAAAUUUAAAUAAGUAUAUACUUUUGGUUUUCAAAUAGUAACCCUAAUAUGAACACAUAUUUGAUUAGAAAAUAAUUUUCCAGACAUUUUUAUAUGCAUAAUACUUAUAUCAGAUUUACCAUUUAAGAGUUAUAAAAUUUAAAGUUUAGACCGGAGGAGUAAGGAAGGGAUCAAUUUAUUGUUUAAAAAUAGAUACCUAUGCAAUUCAUUACCCUUCCCUACUUCUUCAGUCUAAACUUUAAACUUGUAUAACUCCUAAACGGUUAGGUUAAAAAAUAUUAUUGUUAUGCAUAUCAAAAUUUUUAAAAAAUACUCUAUUUAAAUCUGUGUUUACAAACGGAGGUUCUUUAAAAAAAACAAAAAUGUAUACUUAAUCAAGAUAUUUGGAAUAGGGGUAAAAAUUAAAAUUAGUUUUAAAAUAAAUCUAAAUUAAAGAGUUUUACAAUUUCUUAUGUUUCUUCAAUAUUAGUUUUAAAUAAAAGAAUUGUGAAAUAUGAAGAAAGAUACUUAUUUCAAUAUAUUAUAUUAUAUAAUAUUUCUUAUGGAAACAAUGUAACAUACAAUAACAUUAGUACCCCUUUCAAUUAAAAUUAUUCUAAACAAAUAAUUUGAGUGAAUUGAACUAGGUAUUCACUCAGUUGUUUUCUAACAUAAAUGAGUAAUACUUUUCUAUAAAUCAAUAUUUACAUUUAUAGUUGAAAGAGUUAGAAGAAAAUUUUGCUGAUUCUCGUGCUGGUUUAUUGAAACAAAUGGAGGAAAAUAGCAAAUACAUUGCUGAGUUAAAAGAGACUAUUAAUGAAAAUGAAAUAACAAUAUCUAAUUAUGCAGAUGAAAAUAAAUGCCUAAAGGUUUAACUAAAUAUAAAAUUUGUUUUAAAUUUAAACUUAGCAAAAGAUUUUAUUACAGAAUCAACAAUUGGAACUAUCUAAAAUAUUGGAUUUAAAAGAGGAUGAAAUUAAAAAUAAAUGUAAGGCAAUUGAUAACCUUCACCAAGAAAAUAAAGAUUUAAAAGAAAAUCUUAAAGUAAUUAUAUACAAUGCACAUUAUUAACACAAUUGACUAUUAAACAUUAUUUAGGUUUUAACUUAAAUACUUAAUUUGUAUGUUUAUAUUUAAUAUUGAACAAAAAAGAUAAAUACUAACAUUUCAAAAGUCAAUACAAUUGAAGAUCUCACAAUUCAUCAAAAUUUAGAUUUGGAAGAUAAAAGGUACAAAAAUAAAUCAUUGUAAUAUUUGUAUAAUUUUAUUUAUGAAUAAUAUUUAUAUUAUUCUUUUUACAGACUUAAAAGUCAAAUUCAAGAGCUUCAACAAGAACAAGUCAAAAUCAAUCAGACAUUGAACUCUCAAUCAUAUUUAAAUUCAAUGCUUAAGGAGAAAGUAUGAUUAACUAUAUAUUAUAACUAAAAAAAAAGUAUUAUUCAUUAAUGUGAUGAAAUAUAAUUAGGUAGAUCAAGCAGAACGAGAUAUGAAAACUGCAAUACAGUUUAUUAAGAUUUUUAUGAAUCUAUUUUCAAAUAUUACAACAUUGGAUUUAUCUGAACCACUUAUGGCCACCUUAGAAAUUAUAGAAAAAACUUUAUGUUCUAUUAAGAAAAAUAAUGAAAUUAAUAUGGAAAAUAAAGAGUUUGAAAAAGUAGUAAAUGAUAUCUUAGAAGUCCUUGUUUCAUUUAGAGAUCAAAUAGUUAAAAAACAAACUAUGUUUAAUCAAGAACAGUGGUCUAAAAAACCAAUGGUUGAUUUAAUUACAGAAACUAAAAAUGAGGUGUGUAUACAAUUUUUUUUAUGUUAAAUAGUUUAAAGGUUUAUUAAUAAUAUGUGUUCUUUUUUUGAUUUUAUAAAAAAAUUGUAUUGAUAUCUAACUUCCGAUUAAUUUAAUAAUUAAACAAACGUUUUUAUAGAAUCAUACCAUUAAAAUCAAAUUAAAUAAUUUCCUUAAAAAUUUUAGAACACAUCUCAAAUUCAAGAAAAUGCUGCUCAACUCGAAAUUAAUAUUAAUGCUCUAAGCUUUUCUACAGAAAGCAUUCAACAUUUAAAGUAUGUAUAUAAUUUUUAAUUUUUUGUUUUUGAAGUAAUAUUACAGUUAUACUUUAUCAUGCAAUUUUAUUUCUUUAUUUAUUAGAUCUUUACAGCCAGAGCCAAACAUUUUUCUCACGUGGGGAUUUAAAAAUCAAGAAGAUAUUGCUUACUCACCUAGUCGAUUAGCAUGGGCUGCUGAUUUUAACUGUAGUUGUUUUUACCGUAGCAAUAGUAGCGCAGAACUUUUACAUUUUGUUGGAAAAGUAAUUAAUAAUUUUAAUAAGUAAAUUAAACAUAGUUAACUAACCUAAUUCAAUAUUCUUUUAUUACAGCAUGGUUUAUUUAUCAAUGUACAUUUAGUAACGGGCAAAGCAUCACCAGUAGUGGCAUCUGGCCUAGUGAACACCGUGGAUUCUAUACACAAUCCUAUGAUUAAGUUUAAUUUGAUUGUGCCAAUUACAGGACAAAAUGUUGAGGCAAAAUUGAAGUGUUCUAUACAACUUAUUUGCAAUUAUCAUGAGUUACAAACUUAUUCACAAAAGGUAAAUCUAUAUUAAGAUUAAAAUUAAGUUAAGAUAUUAAAUACGUAUGAAUAAAAAGUGCGUAACUUGAUAUAAUUAUUUGUGGGUGUUAAGAGAUGGAUAUUUUUUUUUUUCAUAAAUACUCAUGUUUAACUAAUAUCAAAGUAAAAGAGAAAUUUUUUUGGUAGUAGUCAUUAUUAAUUAAAGCAAAAUAUUCAUCCUCAGGUUUAGAACUUACAUAAUAGUAACUGAAAUAUAAAAAUAUUUGAUUAUAUUGAUGAUUAUUUGAAUAAUAAACAUUAUAGGUAUGUUAAUAUUUUUUGACAUAAGUAAUGACUUUCAGAUAAGAUAAUAAAAGUUAAACAAAAUUGUAACAUUGUAUAUAAUUAUUUGAAUUAAAGUAUGAUACAAUGGGUGAUUGCGGGGGGGGGAGCGCUUGAAAAGUGUGAAUAAGUAAAACAUAAUUUCCACCCAUCAUUAUAUAGAACUAUGACUAAAAUGUUUAGUCUGUAAUUGACUAAAUUUAUUUUUAAAUAAUUCCAAUUAAAAUUAAUUUUGUGGCAUUUUAGAAUGUAAUCAUUGUUAUGAGUAAAUCAGAAAAUGAGUACUUAAAUUGAAAAGUAAAACUUUUAUUAUUCUAAUAACUGAAAACAGAUUAGGUAUAGUAAAAAUUGUUUAAAUAUAAUAUAGAUUUACUUAUGCAGUUAUGUUAUUGGAUAAAAUAAUUCAAGUAUUAGCUAUAGUUCUUAUAAUUUGUUUUUUGUAAAAUAACAUUGAGAAAAAUUUGUAUAGAAAUGAUUUUAGUAUUUUUAAUAGGUAGACUCAAAAAAAAAAGUUUUUUUUAUUAAAUGUUUUCAAUUGGUGCCUAUGUUAUAAUUUUAUACUUUUAAGUAUAGUGAAGGAGUUAUACGUUUUACAGGUUUUUAUUUUAUUUUUUCUUGGAAAACACUGGAUUAAUAAAAAUAAUUCUCCUAUGUGUUCAUACCAUAAAUAUGCUGGUUUUUUGCAUGGUUUUAUGAUGGUACUUUAUUUGAAACAUUUAAACACAUUUUGAAAUUUCAGUUCAUCCAUAGGUCAAUUUUUGAUUUUGAUUUUCAUUCAUUUCUGUGUUAGCUUUGUUACUAGUGUAAAAAAAGACUAUAUAGUUUUACUUUCGGUGCUAAUUAGGUAUGUGCUCUAUAGGUUUUGCCGCCGUUCUUCACUCGUUCUGCAUUUUGAACGGGGAUACUGGACAACGAUUGGUCUAUUUAGUUACGUUAUCUACCUCGUUUUUAUAUAUUAUGAUAUGUUGGGUAUUUCUUUAUUAUUAUUAUUUAUUAUCUUAUUUUUGAUAAUUACUAAUUCUAUUAGUGUAGGUUUUGUACCAGUCGUCUUUUCGGUUUUCAGCUACGUAUCUCAUGGAGAUUUUUCAUUACAAGAAUUUUAUUUUUUUGUGUAUUAUUCAUUAAUUGUGAUGGCUGUGAUGACGUUUCGUGAGUUUUAUUCUACAGUAGUGCCAAAUGAGAUCGUGUGUCAUCGAGUUUUAGUAGAAAAAAGAUUAUUAAGAAGUGUUGAAAACAAUGCUCCUUGUCAUAAAUACAGGUAAAACGAAAGAAAUAUCGUAAUGGAGAGUGUUGGCCACGUUUCGGUGUCAACAAAGAGGCUGCCAGACAACAAGAUCGACACGAGCUGGUUGCAGCUUUUUUAAUUUUACUGACUUAAAUUAAUGUUACAACAGUGGAUUAACACUUUGGGAAAUUGUUGAAUUUGUGUUUAUGUUUGUAUUGGAAUUACCCACACAAAUGGUAAUGGAUCGAACAGAAAGAAGCAAUGAGUGUGUCACCGACUGGUUUAACAUGUGUCGAGAAGUAUGCAUAGCUGUUUUGAAGACUAAAAGAAAAAUGAUUGGAAAUGCACAAAAUCCAAUUUAGAUUGACGAAGCUCGUUUCGCUGGUCGAAGGAAGUACAAUAGGGGUAGAUUAUUAGGUGGAAACGUGUCUCCUUUGAAAGAUAUAAAUGCUACGGUAAUUAAUAACCGAAAUCACAAUGCACUGUAGAUGGCCCUUGGAUAUUUGGUUUAAAAAAUGGAAACCAUUGCCGUUAUUUUUAUGUUCAUUGACGUGGUUGAGAAACACUUCUACCAAUAAUAGAACGUGAAUGCGAGGCGAGAUCAGAAAUUCAUUCUGAUGAAUGGGCCGCAUACAGGUAUCUCACAAGCAGAGAUUUUGUACACAAGACGGUAAAUUACCAAAUCUCUUAUGUCAAUGAAAAUACAGGAGCCCACACUCUAAACAUUGAGAGGUCAUAGUUGGAAUUAAAUUAUUUAAGAAAAUGGAGGGGUGUUCCUCUUAAUCAUUUGCAGUCCCAUUUUUCUCGCCAUGUUAGAAGACAUUAAGAACGUGAAUCAGCAGUAAAAUAAAACGCAAAUAGUACAACGUAUGUAGGGUACAUACCGACUGAGAAGCUUGACUGUAGAGCGCAUACUGAAUUAGCAUCCUACUUUCCUCAGAAUAGAUUUUAGUUUGUAAUUAUUUAUCAUUGUAUCUAUAAUAAUAACGGAACAGUAGCGUAACUAGGAUAUUAUUUUGGGAGGUGAUAUGAGUAUUUGUCAUUAAUAACAAGAAGAACAUACUUAAUAAAUGCUAGCACUUAAAAAAAAAGUUAAUGAUUAUAAUAAAAUAUUAAGUUUCCUUGGUUUUUAUAAAUUGUCAAUUAUUUCAUCAACCUGUAAGUUAAUGUGCCUAUUUAUGGACAUAACAGCUAAUCCAUUAAGUCUUGCCUGAAAAAAAAAUAUAGUUAUUUUCUUGUAAACUGGUAAACAAUUAAACACGAAUUAAAAAUUAAAACCAGAGUACACACUAUUCUGUAAAUAAGUUUUUAUACGUUUUAAACUAGAAAAUGAACAUUUUGGAGUAGUAGGGAGUGUAUACAACAUUUUAAAAAUAAAACUAAUACUUGGAUAUAAUUCCUUAUUGCAGACUAAAAGGGCAUCCAUAGUUGUCUUGAAAUUUAUAUUAUUUAAUGUCAUUUUUUCUCCACAUUUUUAACUCUGUUUAUACCACAUGUUUGUUAAUUUCUUGUGAAUCAAACACCACAAGCUUAUUAAAUGCAUCAGAUUCUACCAACAUGGUAGCAUAUCUAUCAGUUAUCAGAAUACUAGCAAUACAGAACAAUUCUUUACAACCAUGAAUAUCUUAUCAAAAUUCAAAUUGAUAUACAAAUUUAAAAAUAAUCAAAUUUUAUUAAUAAACAAUGCAAUAAUGACUGAUUAUUUAAAAAAAUAGUUAUAUUGCAUACCAUACACAUACAGCAUACUUUAAAAAAUUGUCAUGUUGUAUAUUGUAAUAAGAAUAUUUAAUGUAGAAAUAAAAAGGGCUGAAGUCUGCUUCUUGAGGUAGAAAAAGUCAAAAUAUAGUAAUACACCAAAUACAUAUAUUUUCCGUGUGUCCCUAUUGAUCAGGGGCGAUCUUAUGAAGGGACAGUUAAAUUUUGGUUUUAAAUGGUCAAAAAAAGGGGUAAAUUAAAUUUGCACAGGGAACGCUGAAUGGGACAACUAAUACAGAAGGUAAGUAUUGUAUAUUAACUAAAUAACUAUGUAUCCACUAUCCAGAUAUUUUAAUUUUCCACCUAUAGCAGUCUCCUAAUCAUGAUAACAAGUAUGCCUAGCUUUUAAAAAUGUAUACUAUUAAUUUAUAUUUUGUUUUCAGAUUGAUGAUGAAUAUAGUCAAAUUGAAAUACCUAUCCACAAAUCAUCAAAAUCAUCAACACCAAAUCAUUCAUAUUAAACAAUAUUACUAAAAUUAAAUACUUAUCUAGAAUUAAAUGUAAACAUUUUUGUUUAUAUUAAUUGUGAUAUUAGUUUUAGUAUUUAUUUACAGGGUGGUCUGCGGAAUAUUUAAUUAUUUUUUAAUUUUGUGGUUUUGGAUACCUACUUAUCUACUUAAGAGUCCCUUACACAAUUACACACUAAUAAGCUGCACAUAGUCAUUGAACAUCUGGUUUUUUUACCAUUAUAAUUAGAUAUUAACUUUAUGAAGAAUAAUUCAAUAUAUAAGUAAUAUAUCUGUUUAUUUCAAACUUGUAAUUUUUAAGUGAACUAAUCAGAAUUGUGUGAGAUAAAGUUGAAAUAAAAUUUUAAAAACUAUAAUUUUUCGCUUUUGCCUGUAAUUUCCAAAAUCUGUGAUAAAUUUUUAAUUAUAUUUUGUUAAUUUAAUUAAUUUAAUAUACUGCUAC
Cinara cedri is the source of this 10100-nucleotide messenger RNA. NCBI's taxonomy places the organism in Eukaryota, Metazoa, Arthropoda, Insecta, Hemiptera, Aphididae. The record is from the annotation of a GenBank genome assembly.